AUGAAUGCUAUCACUUAAUAAUUAGAACAAUACAAGCCUGAGAUUCAAGAAAAUAUAUGUGAAAUUCAUAAAAUCGAUAUAGUAGCUAUUGAUCUUGACAUUUCAGAAAAGUGUUAAUUUUAAUACUUGUGCUAUCAUUGUUUAGUUGCAAAAAUAAAUAAUAAUAAUAUAUCAACUAUUGAAUAAACUAAAGAAAGAAUAUAAUCCUUUAAAACAAAAAAAUAAGAAAAUAAGUCUAAAGAGAUUCAAUAGAGAUUAGACUACUUCAAGAAAAUACUGGAUUAAAUCGGAGACUUCAAACGUAAUGUUGAAAAUAUUUUGGAUAAGAUCUACACUCAAAUAAAUGCACAAAUAGUUACUAUAUAAAAAGAAAAGUCAUCAUUAUUAGAAAACUAUUAACCAUUUUAUAAUUUUUAAGACGAAGUUAAAUCACUCUCUAAAUUUCUUUCAACAGACAACUAAGACAAAUAAUUGGAAUUUUAAUAAGAUAGCUAAUUUAUUGAUUAAAUUUUUUAGUAAUUUGAGCUUUUAUUUAAUAAUGCUUCAUAUUUUUAAACUAUCGACACAUUUAAGGAUGCUAAAUAAAAAAUUGAAUUAAUGAAUGAAAAUAUUAAAUUUGAAUUAAUGGCUUCAAAAAGGCAAAACUCUUUAGUAAAAUUUUUAUCAUUUUUUAGAAAACAACUACUUUAAAUAGAAUUUGCCAAAAACAUAAUAAGGAAAUACUAAUGAUUGACAUAGAUACUAAGAAUAAAAAAAUGGAGGAUAGAUUUGUGUGUAUCGAUUGUAUUAGUGAUCAUCCAAAUUGUUAAUACAAAACAAUAGAAAAAGUAAAUGAGGAAUUGAAUUAUGUAAAAAACGAAUAAGAUCGAAUUUUAAAAGAUUUUAAGUCAAAGAAACUAGAAAAAUAUGAGAAAUUAUAAUAAUAAAUUGCCAUAAUGAGAAAAAAUUAAAAUUAAUAACUUAAUGAAAUUAGUGAUAAAUUAAUUACAGAAUUUUCUAAACAAACAAAUACAACUGAUGAAAUUUCUAUUUAGCUUUUAAGGGAUGAAGAAUUGGUAUCAAGUAUUAGUAAUUUAAUUCAGUUUGAUCAAAAAAAUAUUAAUUUAAAUUAAAUAAUUGAGGAUAUAAAAUCUAAAGAUUUUAUAUAAGAAAAAGAAAUUGAAAGCAAAUUAGAAAGUUUAAAAUACCAAGAUUAAUUAGAUAUUUAAGAGUCAAUUAAUAUAUUAAAGGAUAUUUAAAGUAUUAUAUAUAUUUUAUAUUUCUAGAUGAAAAUCAAUUUCAAGGAAUUCUCCAAUUAUCAUAAUGUAUUUAAGAGACCACUAAAUUAAAUUAAGAAUAAUCGAGAGUAUAAAAAGAAAUACAUGAAUUAAUAGAUUCUUAGAAAUCAAUUUAUUGUUAGAGAGAUUUAUCCAAUUAAAUUAGCCAUCAAUUUUAAGAAAAUUUAAAAAAUAUUAAUAAUGUUAAAAAUAAAAUUAAAUCCGUUCCAGAUUUAAAUCAUUUAGACUUUCAAAAAUAAAUUAAAGAUGAUAAUGAAAUAUUUGUAAAUGAUUUAAAAUAUUUAAGAAGUUUUGUGAUAACUAGAAUAUAGAGUAAAACUUAGAAACGUUACAAAUAGAAUAUGAGAAAUUUUAAUAAGCUUGUUAGAUAAAGAUCGAAAAAUUGAACAAAAUAAUUGGUUAACUUGAAAAAGAAAUGGAAUAAAAAAUUUAAAUGAAAGAAGACGAAAUUUAAUAGCUACAUUAAAAGAUGAAAGAAAAACCAAGUAAAUAUUUUGAAAAUAUAAAAGUAUUGUAAAUUGAAGAUCAAUAAUAAGUUUAAUAACAGAGUCAAUUAAUCGAUGAAAAUGAUGAUAUAGUUGAUUUUUCUUAAAUCGAAAUAGAAUAUGAAGGGAUUGAUUUUGAAGAGUUUUAUUAGUAGUAGUUUUUUAUGAUCGAUUAAUUAAAACUUUGA
Molecule: messenger RNA, 1950 nt
Organism: Paramecium pentaurelia
Lineage: Eukaryota; Ciliophora; Oligohymenophorea; Peniculida; Parameciidae
Source: the annotation of a GenBank genome assembly